AUGGACCACUCUACACCCCCCAGGGACAGCGAGAGGCUGCCAGACCCCUCGUCACGCCUCUCUUCUGCAAAGACUUUUCCCGUUAACCUGCAUCAUCGCCACCGAUCCGAGUCGCGGCAGACAAGAGACACCUCGGCCCAGGGCAGCGCACCCGCGGAACGACAACACUGGUCUCGGAGACUGUUUAUUGACACGUCCGACCUCGAGCCUGAUAAAUCAAGGGCCGUCGAAAAUAACAAUAACAAUAAUACCAACAAUGAAAGAAAACACCGGCAUUCAAAGUCCCGCGAUCACCGCAUCCCUCGAGCCGUGAACCAGAUUGCGUCCGCCGGCGGCGCAAGAAACCUGCUGCCCAGCCGAACGUUUCACAGAGGAGACAAGGAAAAGUCUGACACUGGCGAUGAUAAUUUGCUGAAACCGGCGGUUACUCUGGACUCGUCGUCGCGCUCGGCGCAGAGCUCCAGGUCAACGAGCGCCCAUAAUGCCGAGAGCAGACAGAGCAGUUUGGCUGCGACGACGGGAGGCAGCACCGACUUCAGCAAGAAGCUGGCUUUGGCGAAUUUGAGAGAGGUCAAGACGAUGGAGGAUCUAGAAGAGGUGAAGAGGAGAAGAGAAAAGGGAGAAGAGUCGCUCCGGACAAAACUAUCUUCGGUAGGCUCGCUGGCAGCCGACAUUACUCGACGACUCGACUAUACAUACUACAACCUCCUGGAGCGAGUGUCAACACUAUACUCUACAAUACGCACUUUUCAAGACCUCGUUGACUCGAACUCAACGCUGCAAGGUGACUUUGAACGAGACAAUGCCAACCUGGAACAAGACUUUCGCAAACAACUCGGCGAAUUUAAAGAAUUCCGUCCUCAGAUAGAUCGCAUCGACGUGUUGGAAAAGCGCAUGAGCGCCGGACGAAACAAAAUGGAAGCCCUGGGGAAGCGUCUGGACAGCGUGCGUCAGGAAAUAGAGGGAUGGGAACGCCGCGAGAACGAGUGGCAGGCGCGCGUCAGUCGCAGGCUGCGCAUCUUCUGGGCUAUUAUUAUCACAGCGACUGUUUUUGUGGUCAUUGCAUACGUGGUUCAGGAAUGGCCUGGCAAUAUCGCCGGGCCGUCUUCCUCGCUGUCACAUCAGCCGGACGUCUCACAAAUUAUCGACGGAGCCAAUGCUGAUAUUUCUCCGGUUCUCCCAGAACUCAGCGACGCUGAAGGAGAGUCACUGCUCAUAUCUCCGCCGGCUUCAAAGACUGCUACGUCGGCGAGUGAGAGUUCUCAAGCCAUCAGAAACGAGUAUGAGUCUGAUCACCCGGCUGACCCGUUGCGAUUGUUUGACGAACUAUAA
Molecule: messenger RNA, 1332 nt
Organism: Talaromyces rugulosus
Lineage: Eukaryota; Fungi; Ascomycota; Eurotiomycetes; Eurotiales; Trichocomaceae
Exons: 2
Coding region: 1-1332 (443 amino acids)
Source: RefSeq, a predicted model, not a curated record